This is a messenger RNA of Uloborus diversus, 1146 nucleotides long. RefSeq names its product protein lev-9-like. NCBI's taxonomy places the organism in Eukaryota, Metazoa, Arthropoda, Arachnida, Araneae, Uloboridae. Gene Ontology annotation, cellular component: extracellular region. Gene Ontology annotation, biological process: complement activation. Gene Ontology annotation, molecular function: serine-type endopeptidase activity. The record is from RefSeq and is a predicted model, not a curated record. The transcript has 9 exons. The coding region runs from base 67 to 1095 and encodes 342 amino acids.
UCUUAAGAGACAGGAAAUAAUGAAGAGAAUUCGAGUAAUUUUUAAGCGCGAAACAAACAUUUGAAGAUGUUGAAUUUCUUUGCUAUGGAGAUAAAGGCAGGAAUUUCAUUUAAUGUGUUAAAAAUUGCAAUUUUCUGUCGCUUAAUCGUCCCAGCCGUAUUAUUAUGCCAUCUGCCAGAUUAUCCCAAGCAUGGGUAUUAUUCUCCUGACAAGUUAAGUUAUUCCAUGGGCGAAAGCAUCACUUAUUCCUGCAGUGACGGAUACAAUCUGCUGGGGAAGAGCACAAGAACUUGUGAAGCAACUGGCAUGUGGAACGGCCGAACACCAUUUUGUGAUAAACCAACUCAGCUAUCCAUGCCCAGCUGGACCACCGACAAGAUGGUAGACGGCAACAAAGACACCUGCCAUCCCAUAAUACACGGAAUGACCUUUACCUUGAAAAAUGCUGGAAUUGUACAAGCAAUCCGCCUCCACAUACCUGCUCAACCUGAGACAAAAAUUACUGCGUUCACAAUUCAAGAUAGAGUUGUUAAAAUCUGCAACGAUUAUGAAACAACAGCAAACACUGAAGAAUGGGUACUUUUGGAAUGUCAAAAUGCAGAGGGUAUAGCAGACAGAAUACGGGUCAUGCACAUAGGUGAAGCAGAAAAUAAAAUUGAAAUUUGUGAAAUUGACGCCUACAUUCAUAACGUAGGCGAAUGGUGUUUAUUUCCACCCGAUUACCACGUCCGUUCAGGGAACUUCGAAGUCAGCCGCGACAAAGCUAUUCUCCACUGCUCAUCUGACGUAAAACAAAGGGUUGGUUAUAUGAUGUGUCGAAACAACACGUGGACCGGUUUCGAUCUAUACUGCGAAAAAGAAUCUGAAACUACUUCAGCUGCAUCCUCACUUGUUGCUGUACAAGAAAUAAGUAUCCAGGAUUGUGCCUACCAUAACAGUAACAAAGUAAACAUACUCGUCGCAACUGUAAUCAUUCUAGUCUUCAGUCUUUUAGGAUUAACAAUAUAUGAAAUAUGGAGGCACAAAAAAUGUUCUAGAAUGAUGGGUAUGAAACCUAGCUGGUCAAGAAUGAGUUCUGAAGAAUGUCAUAUCUAAUUAUUCUGUACAAUAUAAAUAAAUGUAAUAUACUUGAAGAUAUUUAUUCAA